Candida albicans SC5314 is the source of this 1086-nucleotide messenger RNA. RefSeq lists its product as uncharacterized. The transcript has a single exon. The record is from RefSeq and is a predicted model, not a curated record. Gene Ontology annotation, cellular component: cytosol. The coding region runs from base 1 to 1086 and encodes 361 amino acids. Lineage: Eukaryota; Fungi; Ascomycota; Pichiomycetes; Serinales; Debaryomycetaceae. Gene Ontology annotation, molecular function: glyoxylate reductase (NADPH) activity; hydroxypyruvate reductase [NAD(P)H] activity; NAD binding.
AUGUCUUCAAUUUUCAAACUAUCAACUCGUACAAUAAUGACCUCCACCACUACUAAUUCCAUUAAACCAAAAGUGUUGAGAUUGGGUAUCACUCAUUAUGCCCAACACAAAUGGGAUCAAUUGAGUAAAAUCGCCGAGAUAAUUGAUUGUGAAUCAACUAAUCGUGAAGAGUUCAUUCAUGAUUUACAAACCAAAUAUAAUGACAUCACCAAUAUUUCUCGAACUUUUGCUUCAAUCAAACAAACGGGAAGAUUUGACAAUGAAUUAGCUAAACAUAUGCCAACUACUUUAAAAGCCAUUAGCCAUUGUGGUGCUGGAUACGACCAAAUUGAUGUCACACCAUUCACGGAAAUAGGGGUUCAAAUCUCUAAUGUCACUGUUCCGGUAGAGGGCCCAACUGCUGACACGGCCAUAUAUUUGGUUUUAGCAUGUAUGAGGAAUUUUCAAAUUGGUCACAAUAUCUUAGUCAAUGGAGAAUGGCCCCAACUGAAAAACAAGAAGAAGAAGAAAAUUUCUCAUGCACUUUCUAUUGGCAAUAGUCCUGAAGAUAAAGUUGUCGGGAUAUUGGGGAUGGGUGGUAUUGGUAGAGCUAUAAGAGAUAGAUUAAAACCAUUUGGGUUUGGGAAAAUAGUGUAUCACAAUAGAAAUAGAUUAUCAGAAGAAUUAGAGGCCGGGGCAGAGUAUCUUAGUAUGGAUGAAUUGCUUAAUCAAUCAGAUAUUAUUAUUGUGAGUGUUCCAUUAAAUGCUCAUACUAAACAUCUUGUCAAUAAGUCUUUAAUUGAAAAAAUGAAAGACGGGGUUAUUUUAAUUAAUACCGCUAGAGGUGCCGUUAUUGAUGAAAAAGUGCUCCCCGAGUUGAUCAAAUCGGGUAAAAUUGGUUCAUUUGGUGCUGAUGUAUUUGAAAAUGAACCUGAAGUAUCACCCGAAUUGUAUGAGUUACCUCAAGUUGUUAGUUUACCACACAUGGGUACAUAUACAGUUGAAGCAGUUAGAAAUAUGGAAAGUUGGGUUGUUGACAAUAUCGAAUCGUAUAUUAAAACUGGGAAAGUGAAAACCAUUGUACCAGAACAAUAUAACGCCUUUUAA